GCUGCCUUCUCGAUUCCUCCAAUUCUUCUAUUGCAGUGUUUUCAUCAUCUUGUGCCAGGUGUAUCUUAUCUUUUAACUCUUUUUUCAUUAUGAAGUGCGUUUUUUUAACUUUGCAUGUAUCUAAAAAAAUUGCGUAUUUGCUUUUUGUAUUUUUAUUAGAGUGCGUUUUUCAAUGUAAAGUUGAAUCGUGAUUAACUUGCCGUAUUGUCAAUUCCGCAUUGAAAUACGCGACAUCAUAAAAAGGAAGAAAAGUAAGGGCUCUGCUUUUUUCUUUAACAUUUGUUUUGCUAAAAAUGGAGAUGAUAGAGUCAUACAGACCGGGUCCCACAUUUAUAAAAGUCCAUGCUCUUGUCAAGAUGACAGUGCAAGUGGAUGAUCAGUAGUUGUCACAAGUCGAACAGCCCUUGCCAAUAAUUUGAACAAGGCAGAACAAUAAAUUGAUUUAUAAUAAUUAAACCAUUUUACCAUAAAUAUGGUAUAAGAGCAUCAGUAUCGGGGACGUCCUUAUUAAUUUAGGCCAAAAAAAUGAAAAAGGGAGUUAAUUGUUAAGGAUUGUGUCCAAAAGUCCCAUAAUAAGAAGUUUGUGGGCUCUUCCUGGGCUCGUCCUUCGUCAUACGUGGCGAAAAAGGAUUGGAGAAGUGCGGUGUAGGGCAACACACGGUUUCGUCUCAUCACAACUCUCUCUCUUUCUCUCCUUCUCUCACGAAACUCUCUCGACGGCGAUAGAGGUAGACGGCGAUCCUCCCCUGAUUUGAAGAGCCGAUCGAUUAUUUCGCGAUCUCGAGACCGAUCUAUUGUCCGACCGAAAGCUUCUCCGCCGAUUAGAAUCAGAAAGGUAUGUCUUUCUCUACCCUAAACAAGAAUGCGUUAGAGGUUUAUGUCGUUGUCUGGUUGUUGUUGUUGUUUGUUGUUAUUGCAUGAUUGAAGGAGAUUAUAGCCAUUGUUAGUUGUACUUUCUUGGAUUGGCCGAUGAAUUUUGAUGAAUCAUUAUAAAAUUGUUGAUGAAAGAGUAGUUCUUAUUGUAAUAUGGCCGACGAACCUCUGUAGAUUCAUUUCCAAUUAGAGUAGUUGUUAUUGUCUUAGCAAAUACUCUUUUGCAUUGACAAUUGUAGGUUAUGGUUACUUGUCAUGUCAGGGAACCGUAAGUAUUAAUGGUAAAAUGAAGGAAACCAAAUACUCUUUUGCAUUGCCAUGAUUGAUUGUGAAUAGUUGUUACUUAAAUGCCUAGUUAAAACGAUGUGUUCGUAGUUAUAUUGAUUUGUAACUAAACUGCAUUGCCAUCUCUGAUUGUGUAACGAAAUCUCUUAAUAAUUUAAUGAAAAUGUAACCGAGAACGCUUCACAUAGCUUUGUACUUGUUAGAUGGUAAUAACUCUUGAUUAGACUUAGGUAGAUAAUGGUUAGGUGGUUGUGAGUUAUUAUUCCUCCAUCAAAUGUGAGCUAUUAAAUCCCAACCUUAUGUCAGCUUUGCUAAUUAUCUCCAUACUCUUCUUUUUCUCCAUACUCUUCUUUCUCUCCUAUUACUUGGUAUGGCUUCAAGGAAACCUGAUAUGGAUUCAACGAAUCCUGAUAUGGAUUCAACGAAUCCAUAUAGCCAGUAUCGUAGUUACGUAGGGCUUCUUAACUCUCAGAAUCAACAAACCUUUCCAUCUACUGUAAACAUUGGAGCCUCACAAAUCCCUUCUUUUGGUUCCCAACAAACUGAGGCUCCUGCUGUAGGUUCAGACACACCAGUGGACCGUCGGGGGAGAAAGACAUGGACCCCAUCUGAUGACGAGGUCCUAAUAAGCGCCUUGCUUAAUACUUCUAAGGACGCUGUAGUUGGAAACGACCAAAAGGGAGGAACGAACCUUCUGGCAACGGGUAGGAGAUUACUACGAAGCAAGUCAUAAUGUUGGUGAGGGUGGUGAUGCGAACUCUCAUACCCAUUGGAAGUAGCGGUGGUCAAAGAUCAAUGAUCAGACCAACAAGUUCGCUGCAGCAUACGCUACUGCUGAGAGACAAAUCAGUAGUGGACAGAAUGAAAACGAUGUUCUAAAGUCGGCUCAUCAGAUCUUCCACUCCCACCACAACACAAAGUUUAAACUGGAGCAUGCGUGGUGUAUCUUGAGGCAUGAGCAGAAAUGGUUGAGUCUCAACACUGCUGCACAAAAAAGAAAGGCAACUGAGUCCUUUUCGCAAGCUACAGACAACAAUGUUGGUGACCAAGAGAUGCGGCCCGCAGGUAUUAAGGCGGCAAAAGCAAGCAGGAACAGUGGUAAAGGAAAGGCUUAUGGAGAUUAUAAGAGCAUGUGGGAUCUGAAGAUGGAAGAUUUGGCACAGAUGGAGAAGCUAUCCAAGCUCGCGAUUCUUGAUACUCUCCUAGCUAAGAAGGAACCACUUAGUGAGAGUGAAGAAGUCGUGAAGAAUAAACUCCUUGCCUUGUAUUUUUAAACUAAGCAUUUGAUGUUUUAAAUUUGAUGUUUGAACUUGUUGUUUUUUUAAUUUGCUGUUUCAACAACUUGCUUCUGUGGUUUAUGAAAUAAUAUUCCUUGUUUUAAAUCAUGGGAGUUUAUUUACUUUGUUCACUGUCAUAAUGUAUGCUUGAGGUUAUGUGACAUACAAAACUUACGUGUGCCGUUUUUAUUAUUAACAGGUUAUGGGUUUGGAUUAUAGCUACACGCAGCCGUCUGAUUCGGAGGAUUAUGGUUUACGGAACUCAGCAGACAGUGAAAACAGCUCGACAGAAAUGAAUAUCAUGCUAGACCAAGCAGAGAUCGAAGCCGCGCAGAAUCAGUACCCUCUGCAGCCUGAAGUGGAGUUUGGCUUCCCCAAGGAAUGCUACUGUGGCCGCGAGCCGCUUUUAGCUACUUCUUACACAAGAAAUGACCCGGGGAGAAUGUUCUACACCUGUGACAACAUCGACGACGGAGACUGCCAUGUAUACAAGUGGUGGGAUGUCGUGGUUACAGAGGAGAUCAAAGCCUUAGGUACACAGUAUGCUCAGCUUUCUGAUAAGGUAGAUUACAUUUCGUUUCUAAGUGACGACGACACCCAUAUGCGCGAGUUUAAGGAUCUGCAGUUUGAUUUAGAGCAGAAGUUGUUAAGGGUUGAGAGAAUUGGUUGUGACUUAGCGAGAAAUACAUCUAGGUUAUUCAGAAUUGCUUGUGUUAUGGUUGUUGUCUUAGUGCUAAUAGGCAUUGGACUAGCUGCUCGUAUGUAGGUUUUAUGGUUCUUGUUGUAGGUGUUACUCAUGUGUUUUUUAAGUGGAACUGAGCAAGGAUUUACUCAUGUGUUUUGUAAUUUUAAUGUGAUAUCGUAUUCUAUUAUCAACCAAACAAGAAAGUAUAAUUGUUUCUUUCAUCACCAACCAAUGAAAACGAAUCAAUCACAUGUAUCUCCAACACGCUUUUCUUAAUAACCCGUGAAUACAUCCUCCAUCAAAAGUCUUUGUUUCUUUCAUCACCAACCAAAGAAAAAGUAUCACACAUCUAAAUCACAACCUCACGGACUUUCACACGGGUCUUGUUUCUUUCUCAAAUUCAUUUCUAUAAAUAUGAGCUUCUCUUGUGUUUACAAAUACAUAAAUCUUUCCUCUCCUUAUUUCCUUAACAAUUACACUAUUUCUCCCUUCUCGAUAUAUUUAUAAUGGCAUCUUCAUCCCAUUAUCAUUACCACAAAGAUGAUGAUGAUGAUAUUGAUCUUGAUACCCCUUUUGAAGAUUUUUUUAAUAACUAUGCUCCUAUUCCAGAACAAAAAGAGAGAAAAAAACGUAUUGUGAUAGAGAGAAACCGGGAAGAAUGCCACAACCACCUUUGGAAUGAUUAUUUUAGCGAGAAUCCAACAUACUCUCGCAGUUUAUUCCGGCGACGGUUUCGAAUGAACAAAUCUUUGUUCCAGCGUAUUGUGCAUCGUCUCUCCACAGAAAUACCGUAUUUUCAACAAUCAGAAGAUGCAACCGGACGGUCGAGUCUAACUCCGCUCCAAAAAUGUACCGCAGCAAUUCGACAAUUGGCAUACGGUGGUGCGGCUGAUACAGUAGACGAAUAUGUCCGAAUUGGUGAAACAACAGCUCGAAAAUGUUUGCACAAUUUUGCCGCGGGAAUAAUCACCUUGUUUGGCGAUGAAUACCUAAGACGGCCCACACCGGAGGAUCUAGAAAGACUACUACAUAUCGGAGAAGAAUGUGGAUUUCCGGGGAUGAUUGGAAGCAUCGACUGUAUGCAUUGGGAGUGGAAGAAUUGCCCCACCGCUUGGAAAGGAAUGUAUUCACGAGGAACCGGAAAACCAACAAUUGUGUUGGAGGCCGUAGCUUCCUAUGAACUCUGGAUAUGACACGCGUUUUUUGGAGCUCCAGGUACUAUGAACGAUCUUAAUAUUCUAGAUCGAUCACCUGUUUUUGAUGACGUUAUUAACGGCAUCGCGCCACAAGUAAUCUUCUAUGUUAAUGGUAAUCCAUACCAUUACGCAUAUUAUCUCACGGAUGGUAUUUAUCCGAAAUGGACGACUUUUAUUCAAUCUAUCCGACUACCACAAACUCAGAAGCAUUCAUUAUUUGCUCAAACCCAAGAAUCAGUUCGAAAAGAUGUUGAGCGUGCCUUCGGAGUCCUGCAAGCUAGAUUUGCCUUUGUCAGAAAUCCGUCUAAGUUAUGGGAUAAAGAGAAAAUAGGAAAUAUUAUGAGAGCAUGUAUCAUACUCCAUAAUAUGAUUGUCGAAGAUGAACGGUCAUCAUUCAGUCAGUUUAACAAAUUUGAGUUUCAAGAAAGAGAAGAAGUGGAUACAUAUUCCGUCAACAUGCCUUCGAAUCUCGGCAGUACAAUGGAUCGUCGAACGAGCCUUCGUAAUAAACAAGCCCAUGAACAAUUAAAAAAUGAUAUGAUUGAAAAUAUAU
Messenger RNA from Brassica napus (rape), 4869 nucleotides. RefSeq lists its product as uncharacterized. Lineage: Eukaryota; Viridiplantae; Streptophyta; Magnoliopsida; Brassicales; Brassicaceae. The transcript has a single exon. The record is from RefSeq and is a predicted model, not a curated record. The coding region runs from base 2638 to 3201 and encodes 187 amino acids. Gene Ontology annotation, molecular function: zinc ion binding.